CAGCGGCAACAGUGUGGUGCUCUGCGUCUCCAGCUCUGCCUGGCAGACAAACCUCAACCUCUCCGAACAUCUGCAAGACAAAUUUUUCAUGUUCUUCUGUCAGUGAAUGCUGCCUAACUGCACCAGGAAAAUGGGCACAGGGGAUUAUCUCUGCAUUGCUAUGAGUGGAGGGGCGCCUUGGGGCUUUAGAUUGCAAGGUGGCAAGGAGCAAAAGCAGCCUUUGCAAAUCGCCAAGGUUCGCAGCAAGAGCAAAGCAGCUAAGGCUGGACUGUGUGAGGGAGAUGAGGUGGUAUCUAUCAAUGGCCAGCCUUGUGGAGACUUAACCUAUGCUGAAGUCAUUGUUCUGAUGGAAAGCCUGACUGACGUCCUGCAGAUGCUUAUCAAGAGAUCCUCCAGUGGAACAAAUGAAACCUUGAGUGCUGAAAGAGAAAAUGGAAAGCAUGAUAACAUGAAAAAUGAGGACUAUAGGGAGAGCACUACACUGCAAAAUAACACAGCAAAGGAGAUACCCCAUGGAGAUCUAUGCAUCACAGAGAUAUACUGCGAGACUCAGCAGGGAGAAGGAGAAAGCAACACACACUUUUCUGAAAUUAAACAAGAGACCACACAAAGCCACAGAAUUACUCCUAAAGUGAUAGGCACCUCCAAAGUGCUUGUAACAGAUGAGGCUGCUUUCAGAGGGAAUACAGAAGAAAAAAGGCCAAGCACUAUGGUUGAGCUGCAGUUGUCCCUCUCAAAUGACAGGCACAAGGGCACCAAUGCUCCUGCUGUGACUCUCUUGGGGGCAGAAAAAUGCAGCCCUGCAGGAAGAGGACCCAGUGCACAACAAGAUGGGACUAGCCCUGUAAUGGCAAUUCCCCUGGGUGUGAAAGAGGGCAACAUCCAGUGGUCAAGCAAAGUAGUCCAGUUUUCCAGUAGCAAAGAGGUCAAGAGGAUCCAAGGUGCAGUUCCAUCUCUCCCCAGGGUGGAGGUGAUCCUGGACUGUUUGGACAGGGAGAAGGAAGCAGCCAGGUCUGUAGCUGAAAGGGGGUGUGUUGAUUCUCAAGUGGAAGGAGGGCAGUCCGAAGCACCUCCUUCCCUUCUCUCCUUUGCAAUCUCAUCAGAAGGCACAGAGCAGGGAGAAGACAACCAGCACUUGGAAAGGGAUCACAGACCUCUCAAGCACAGGGCGAGGCACGCAAGGCUCCGGCGAAGUGAGAGUCUGUCAGAGAAGCAGGUCAAAGAAGCCAAAUCUAAAUGUAAAAGUAUUGCAUUGCUGCUGACAGCAGCCCCCAAUCCCAAUUCCAAGGGGGUGUUGAUGUUCAAGAAGCGUCGUCAAAGGGCAAGGAAAUAUACUUUAGUCAGCUACGGUACCGGGGAGUUAGAACGUGACGAAGACGAGGGUGAAGAAGGUGAAGGUGAAGGUGAAGAGGGUGACAAAGAAAACACUUUUGAAGUGAGUUUGCUUGCAACAAGUGAGUCAGAAAUAGAUGAAGAUUUCUUCUCUGACAUUGACGACAGCAAGAUUCUGACGUUUGACUGGGACAGUGGUCUACUUGAGGUUGAAAAGAAGACAAAAGGUGGAGACGAGAUGCAGACGCUUCCAGAGAGCACAGGUAAAGGGGCCCUCAUGUUUGCCAAGAGACGGCAGAGGAUGGAUCAGAUUACAGCUGAGCAAGAGGAGCUGAAGGCACGCACAAUGCAUACAGAGGAACAAAGGGAAGCCACCAUGUCAGAGAACUUCCAGAGAGUAAGCUCUUCAGCCUAUCAAACAAAAGAAGAAGAAAUAUCAAGACAGCAGACCUGCAUGAGCAAAAGCUACACAGACAUGAGCCAGAAUCAUAGCAAAAUUGUACAGCAAAAUGGCUUUGGCUUAGCACCACACACAAACCUCUCUUUUCAGUCCUCUGAAUCUCAAAAAGCAGCGUCUUUGAAUAAAACAGCUAAGCCCUUCCCUUCUGGAGUUCAAAACAGAGCAGCUGCACCAUUUUCACCCACAAGAAAUGUCACCAGUCCUCUUUCGGAUAUACCAGGACCACCUCCUUACUGCUCUAUUAGCCCACCACCUGAGGCUUUCUACAGACCUGUUUCAGCUCCUGUAGCCAGCAGACAUGCCCCAACGGUGUGGUCACCUGCCGAGCCAACAGAACACAUAGCAUCCAGAGAUGAAAGGAUUGCAGUGCCAGCCAAAAGAACUGGGAUACUGCAAGAGGCAAAGAGAAGAAGCACUUCAAAACCUAUGUUCAAUUUCAAAGAAACACCCAAAGUAAGUCCUAACCCUGCCCUGUUGUCCCUUGUGCACAAUGCAGAGGGCAAAAAAGGUACUGGAGCUGGUUUUGAGUCAGGACCUGAAGAAGACUACCUCAGUUUGGGAGCAGAAGCUUGCAAUUUCAUGCAGACUCAAGCAUCUAAACAAAAGGCCCCUCCACCUGUUGCUCCAAAGCCUUCACUCAAGGUCUCUCCUCCUGCUGGUACCCCAGUUUCACCAGUUUGGUCACCUCCAGCUGUGGCUUCUAACAAGGCUCCUUCCUUCCCAGCACCAGCCUCACCUCAGGCAGCAUAUCCUGCACCACUCAAAUCUCCACAGUAUCCGCAUUCUCCUGUCCAUCCCCCAAGUACUCUUAACCUAGCUGGUCCUUUCAAAGGGCCUCAAGCAACCCUAGCAAGUCCAAACCAUACACCCAAGACACCAGUCACACCAAGUGCCGGAGGAACAAAGUCAACCUUUGAGAUGCCACCAGAGAUGCGUGGAAAAGGAGCACAGUUAUUUGCCAGAAGGCACUCUCGAAUGGAGAAGUAUGUGGUAGAUUCAGAGACUGUGCAGGCAAACAUGGCACGAGCCUCAUCUCCAACUCCAUCAUUACCAGCUUCUUGGAAAUAUUCAUCUAAUGUCCGGGCACCCCCACCUGUUGCCUAUAAUCCCAUCCACUGCCCAUCUUUUCCUUCUGCUGCUACCAAGCCUUCCUCUAUGUCCACUGCUGCUACCAAAAAUACAAAAAGAAAACCCAAGAAAGGUCUCAAUGCUUUGGAUAUCAUGAAACAUAAACCCUAUCAACUUGAUGCAUCUUUAUUCACUUUUCAACCUCCUAGUCCUAAGGAAAGCCUAGCUAUUAAGCAGACCUUGAAGUCGCCCACUUCAAAGCAAGUUCUACCUUUCAGACCGCCUAGUGCUGGCUCUCCUCCUAACGCCCGGGCAUCUUCUGUGUACUCUGUGCCAGCCUACACUUCACAACCUUCGUUCCAGUCAAAUGCCUCUACCCCUGUAAAUGAAUCCUAUUCACCUACAGGUUACUCUGCCUUUUCUAAGCCAGAAAACACCAAAUCCUCUUCGUUUAUUGCUCCAAGGCCAAAAUUUUCAGCAAAGAAAGCUGGCGUCACUGCACAGGAUCCUUUUCCAGAUUCCAUAGCUUUAAGAAUAAAAAAUGAUUGGUUUUAAAAAGAUCCACUCUUCCAGUCUUGCCUUUUAAAAAAAACCAUGAUACAACUUUCUUUGCCUGAAGUCAAACAUCCAGGAGUCCAAUGAUCGCUUUGGCAGUUCAGCAUGGCAAGUGCAAACCUUAAUUACACAGCUUGGCACAAUGUUAUUUUAUAAUCAGUCUACUCAGCUUGAAUUAGAAACGUUACACAAAGAAGAAACUUGUCAAGAUCUUCAAAAACCCAUGGAUUCAGAAGUUCUGAAUUUACUUCCUGAUGGUAGAUUUCUUGGGAAAAUAUGUGAGCCUUAUGAUUUCAUAGCACACUUGGUGCCACCAUGACAACGACUGUUCUUACUUUAUAGUAAACAUUACCUUUGUACAUGGUUACACAAGGGAGGAGUUGGAACCACUCGAGAGCUAUGUUUGGCAAGUGCUUUUCAGGAAGCAUUCUAGGUUUUUUAUCAAAUGAUUUAAAAAGUAGGAAAAAUCCUGAAGCUCAGUGAAAUUCUGUGUUGGAAGGAUCUCUACAGAAGCAGACUUGAACUCUUCCUCUACAAGCUAAGACUAACCAUAUGAUGAUAUUUCCAUGGUUUUAACAUUUGCUUCCUUGAGUAAGGCAGGAAAAGACUUUUUUCUUGAUAUAGCAUGCUAAUCAAGUCUCCUGUUAUCCUCUGCAGUUUUCAGAGGAAAAAAUCUAUUCUUGUUUGUACUGGCCUUGGCAAACUGUUUUUAACUACAGUGCAUAUGAAACCUGCACAAAGUAAUGUGUUAGAAUGUUAUAAUAACUGCACGUUCCUUUGGGCUGAGGAAACAGCUAUGAGAAAAAUAUCUUACAGAACCAUGCUUACAGAUUGACUUUCUGGAUGAACGCUUCCUGUGUGGGGUAAUUGAUAUCACAAUACUAAGUGUUUUCAGACAAGGAACCUUGAUUGUUUUGUAUGGUUUGAGACAGAGUUGUUACAACAGAGAGUUCCCCUCAGAACUCCAGGCAAUCGAAGGAUAAACUGCUAUGAAAGUAACCAAGUCAUUGCUAAAUACAUGUAAAGGCUCAACUGUUGAACAGAUAGAGUAAUUCUCUUGACAUUUCCAUCUAUACCUGAAAUAAUAGAUUUUAACUGGUUUAAGAAAAGAGCAACAAACAGAAGGAAAGGAAGAACAUUAUAGAAAUAAAAUCCAAAUCACCAUAUGCAUGUUAGAUUACAAAGGGUCACAUGGAACAUAACAGUCAUUGAUUUCAGUAUGAGCUUUAAUUGCUUGGAAAGAAUUCAGUAUACCUAUAUCAGAAGCAAAAGUCUUCAUGCAGUAAUAGUCUAUGAAUGAAUAUUUUCAGUUUUUAAAGAAAUUUUUUUGGGGAAAAAAAAACCUUUAUUUUUUUUUCCAAAAAAUGUCAAUAGGUGCUACUGAUUUUUCUUUGAUUUGUGAGAAUGUUACUUUGUACAGUCUCGUUGUGCAGGUUGUUGUUCGUACACAACUUCAUUACUGUGAACAAAAGCAAAGCAGGGUCAUCUGGGUACACUUCAUUUUCUUUCUACAGUCUUGAUAACUUUCCCAGUCAGAGAUAGGACGAGAAGAAAACCUCAAAAUCUGCUUGCAGUUUAGUUUUCUUCAGCUAAUUAUAUAGCUUUAGAUAUGUACAAACAUAUCUGCUAGUCCUACCCAUGCUACUUGAAUAUCUUUUAGGUACUGAAGUGGGCUGUAAAUUUUUUCAGAUACCUUGCUGCUUGUUUGGCUGAUGUCAGAAAGUGCAGAGGUGUGACAAAUGAGAAAGAAAAUGGUGAUGAUGGUGUUCCAUUAAAAAAAAAGAUUUCACAAAAUGAGAGGCAGCAACAGAACUUCUUAUGGGGAUGUAAAUCUGCACCUGCUCUGUACUCUGUUGCACAGCUGUGAUCAUUUCAGAUGUAUAACUUCUCUCAUCCUAAGAUUACUUUCAGCCAUGCAUUUUGGUAGAGAAACUUGACACACUUAGUACUUCUACAGGAACAGUACUGAAGUAAGCACCUGAGCUUAUGUAUAUGUAAUUAUGAAAAAAAAACCACCAAACAAUAUUAAACACUACUGCUUAGAUUGCAAAAUGAGGCACUUGGAAUGAAUGUUGUCUGUAUCACCUUAAUCCAACUCUCUAGUGCAUGUGUGUGAUAAAAACAUCUGUGAUCACGUCGCCAUGUGCUAUUUUGUUCUGUAGGAUUCCUGACUCAAUUCAGGGCACAGAAUGGUACCGCUCAUCUGACAAACAGCUCCUUCACUGUGUUGUUUUGACAUUAUCCUGUGCUUAGCAGCAUUCUUGACUUAAUGUACACUCUUCAAAGUGUGCUCUUCAGGCAGAACUAUUUCCUCAUAGUUUUUUUGUUAGUGUCCAAGUCAUUCAGAAGCUAUAGUUCAUUUUCACACCACCACAUUUUACAAAUGACAAGACACCUAGUAUUUUCAGAGUCCGGUAGCAUGGGAACUAGUUACCAUAUGAAAGUAUGUGAUCCUUAACAUAAGUCUGUGAUGGUUAACAGAUCACAGGACUCCAGUGGAAGCCCAGAAAGGGAAUCCUCAGUGACGAGCUGUGAAAUCCAACCAACGAAAACACUUUUUGCACAAUAUACUCCUUUGCUAUAGAAUCUUAGUAUUUUCUAAAUGAAGCCCUGAAACAGCACUGGAUGGGGCAGAGGUCCUGAAAUUUAACCAAAAUGCGUAUGUACUGGGCAAUGAUCCUUGCAUUUCAUUGCUUUUGAAUACUUGACCUUCCAACUUCAGACCCAAGGGUUUUCUAAGAACAACAAACCAAAUUCUGGAAUACUAUCAUAAAGCAUACUGUAACCAACAGGGUCCUCCAGCAUGGCCUGAACCACCAUCGCCAACUGCCACCAUGCUGCUACAGUGACUGGCAGCAAACACAUGCUGACAUCAUCUCUGUCAAUCAGCACUGGGAAGAUAAGACUGGUUUCUUUCACGGUCUUUUCUGACAGCAGAGAGACUGAGGAAGGACCAACUCAAUUUCUCUGGGGAAUAAUUCUGUGGAACUCUGGAGAAAAGUAUACAGUAGUGGGUACAGGUUAUUUUCUCCAAAUAUACCUUCCUUGCCUCAUUUCUUAAUCUUUCUCUUUUCCUGGUCUCCUUAUAGUAGCUUCAUUGCAAGCUACAUAGGUCAAUUUUCCAUUCCUUAGGUUUCUCAUCUAAACUCAGGUACCUUGGCCAUCAGGUUCUAGUCUCAACACUCUCCAAGCCAGUACUGAAAACAAGUUUUUCUUUCUGUAUCAAGUAUUACCAACUCCUCGUUUUGCUUUGUCCAGUCACAGAAUUUUCUGUCCUUCCCUUGUGUGUUCCUUCCACCCUGUUGAAAGUCAGCUUCUUGCCCCCUCCCAUACUCAGAUCAGAUGUUGUCUCCUUCAAGGCUGCUUGGGCCCAGACAGGAGGUUGUGGGCUCUGUCAAGGGGCAGCUGUGCUCUGCAGUCCAUCUCAGGGCUCAUCAGUGAGUGUGCAGGCUCAGGUCCAGAGCCGAUGGUGGGCAGAGGUGUGGGUAUGCACUAUAUGCUGCAUGCACGAAUUGUUUGGUGUGAAAAUCCAGCUGUGCAGCCAGCACAGGAGUUGUGGAACACCCAGUGACUUCUCCAGCCUGUGAGGUUCCACAUAGCCUGCAGUUUAGACAGACAGAGAAAGCACAAGAACAGUCUUCUCAUUCUCCUAUGUGGUGUCCAAAGACAUCACAGCCUACAGGAGCUUAGACCUGUGAUAACGAAUAAAGUCCUGCUGCCUAACAGAAUAUUAAUGCUGCUAAUAGAGCUCUCAGGAGCUAGCUCUGCAAAGCAAGGUGUUCUUAAAGAGCCUAUCUAAGCUUCUCAACUUGAAUACACAUAGGAAGGUUUGCAUGGAAAUAUGAGACACAUCAGAUACAACGAUUAGUAUCAAACCAGUUCUAAAGCAUGUAGUGGUACCACUUUUCAAGGAAAAGGAUGCUAGAAUUUUUUUAAUUGACAUGUAUUUUUCCCUGCUCUCACUCUUCAAAAUGGCUGAACUAUAUAGGUUCAUUUGGUUGAAAUGCAUCAUUUGGAAUAAAGUAAAUAAGAAAAAGAAAAGACUGAAAAUUUCAGUUUGAAAUAUUUCAUAAGAAAAUUAUAAGGAACUGGAUAAUUUAUCUUUUAGUUUGGAUAUGUUCAGCAACAAUACUGCUACCACCUUCAAGUAUUACAAUGUAAUUUAUAUUUAUUUUCUUUGAUUUUAGAAAAAAAUAUAAUUAGCAUUUACUUUGUAUCAAUUAAAAACCCUUUCCUUGUUCAGACAAAAUAUCAAGGUCAGAAACUAGAAACAACUGCACACUUGUUUUUCAAAUGUCUAUUCAAAAGGCUUUUUCUUCUAAGACCUUUCUCUAAGCUGUGUAAUACAAAAGUCCAGAAGGUGGCAGCAAAUAUUCUUCCUUACAAGAAGUAAACUGUCUAUUGCAAGGAAAGCCAAGAUGCCUAUGGACAAAUAAGUUCCAGCCAUUUGCUUUUUCUAGACAUAGCUGUAUGGUACUUUGAUAAUAUUAUAUGGAUAAAGAAUAAAUGAUAAUGGAAAGCACUUAUUUUCUUUCAUUUACACAGAUGCAAACUGAGCUAACUGAAUAACUAAUUCAUGACAGUUUAGCAGCACUCUCAUGUUUCUUUUCCAUUUUGCAGUAGUGAAGGCUUAAUUAUAAUAUCUUACUUUUCUCCUCUACCAUUACGUGACAACUAAAAAGACUUUCUUGUCAAAAGCAGAAUUUGUUACAAAACUUAUGUAAGAUAGUUGACAAUAAUGGUUUCAUUCGUUUGUAUAAUAAUAAUGAAAAGACUAUUCUCACCUGAAGUAAUACCACAGUUAUAAACAAUCUAAACUUAGAAUAAAUGAGGCUCCAGUUCUAAAAUUCCCUAACAAUUUUUGAAAACCAGCCCCGGUAAGGCAGCUUGGAGGAAGUUAGGAUCAGACAUGAACUAUGGGAUUCUCAUCUAUUGCUAGUCUCAGUACAGCCACUGACAAGAAUUUAAUUGUUAUAAAGGUAAGAUUCUCUGCCUCUCCAGCCACUAAUAUCCCAAUUCACCAAAACACUGCAUUUCAAAUUUAGCCUGCUAUAAAUUAUUUUCAGAGUUUCAAAUAAACAAGUUUUUCCCAUUUUAUUUCAUUUUUUUAAUAUUUGUAUAGCUGUAGCUGUAGCAUUUACUGCAGAGCUGGCAGCAUUUCAGAGAGGAAUGAAAUUUUCAUUAUGUUAAGUUUAAAUUGUAAAUGAUUUGGGAUUAAAAAAACUACAAGAUUAGCAAUAUGUCUCCCUUCUAUAUGCAGUUCAGUUUAAAAAUCUGAAGUACUUGUUUAUGUGUAAAAGAAAUAGAAAGAAGGGAAGAAUUAAGAAGGCAUAAAAAGCAAGCAUUAGUUAUUUUGUCUUGCUAUUUCUCAGUGGUUAUGUCUCUAACUGCAGUAGCCAUUACAAGCCCACAGAAAGCAAAACGAGAAAUGCUUCAGACUGAGCUUUGUACAAAGGUGGUUAUUUUUUGAGAUAGCACAACUGUUUUAUCUGCUCCCCUUUUUCAUGUAAACAUUAGCCAGGCACUAGUGUUAACUCACAGUUGAACAUGUUUUGAUAUAGGAUUAAGGACUGGAUUAAAAGGAGUAAAAGAAAAGAUAAAAGGAGUAAAAGAAAAGAUAAAACUGCCUUAAUGACUUAGACAACUAAGUGACUGAAUCAGGUGGGAGUCUAUGUUGCAGAGAGUUUCACUAACACAUGGACUAUUAAGAGUCCAACCUACUUGUGAAAAGAAGUCUUGAGUUUUCUUGACAAUUUAAUAUAUGCCUCCUUAACUGCUGAAAAGGCAGUUUCAGCAUGCAAACAUAUCAACAGUUUUUCCUUGUUAAGGAGAUGUGCUAGCUGAGACAGAAAAAGAGUUAUUGUGAAAUAAUUUCCCUAAGUAGUAUUUUGUAUUCCCCAUUGGUCUGUAAGACGAACAAUAUCUUUCAGACUCUUGCCUUUAAAGUUUGCACUGUUUUAUGAAACAAAGUAUUGCUUUUCUUGUCUCUCAGCUUUCCAGAAUUAUCAAGAAAUUUGAAAUAAGAGUAAGUUCCAAUUAACUGAUUUUUCUGGAUGAUUGAUUCGGAUAUUAUUGAAUCAAAAGUACACAUUCACACUCCUGCUUAUAUUAAACAGAUCUGUAUGUGCACACACCUUUUAUAAGUACUGUGUUUACAUUCAUUUGCUUAUAUACUGAAAUAGUUUCUUUUGGAGAUUAUGUUAUGUUCAUUUUAGUUUAUGUUAAUACACAAAAAUAUCAAAGAUGCUUGUGGUACAAUAAAUGUUUGCUUCAUUGAUCAGUUUAAAAAUAGUUUUCAUUUUAAAAAUCAAUGUUACCUAAAGCUAAAGUUUAAUCUGUUUGCAUUGACACCUGGGCAGUCAGCACCUGUUAAAUUCUGAUUGCAAUGGACACCUCUGAACUGCUUUUACUCUUCUUGACAUCCAAGAAUAACUUACCCUUCAAUCAUUAUUGUAGAAAAGAUCUUUCUGAAAAUAUUCCCACAGGGCAAUAGAAACAAAAAAAAACCCAAAAAACCAACUGAUGUCUGCAUGGGGUUCUGGUUUGUUUUGCAGGAUAAUAUUUAGAGUACUGGUACAGUAUUGUAAUGCUUUUUUUACAACAACAUUACAGUAAUACAACAUGGAAUAGUUUAAUAAUUCUGGUAGCAUAUUACUCUUCUUUCCCCUCUCCCUUCAUUUCUGGGAAGAAGAAUGGAAAAUCUCUACCCUCUUUUUAUGAUCUUCUUCUAGCUUAAGGGAGACAGGGGUAGAAUAGUUAUUUUCUAUUUUACUCUGUAUUGCCCACCAUCUCACUUAUGAUCUGGGGUUUGUGCAUUCAUUUGAGUACAUGCUUGUUGAAAGAUGUAUCUCCAAGUAUUAAAUAUGAUGGCAAAAAACCAGAAAGUAUGAGUACGUCUUGCUGCUGCUGUCCAGUAAAUGAUUAAUGAAUUCUAGUGGAUAAAUAUUGCCUUAAUUCCAAAGUUUGUGUUAGUUUGGAGGGGCUGAACACCAAAGCAGUGAUAGAAGUCCAUUUAUCAGUAUAAAAUACAGAUCCACUUUAAGUUUAGAAAUGUUCAGACCUAGGCUCUCCGUCUAGGAACACCACUGUAAAUAAUAAAAAUUAACUGCAAUGAUAAAGGCAAUACUGAUCAUUUCUCAGUUUCUGCCUUUAAGAUACACUCAUAUUUUAGCAAAAUCAUGCUUUUCUACAAGUGCCUAAAACCUAUCUACCAUAGAGUGUGAAAAAAUGUGGUGAUAUUAUAUAUUCUGAAGCCAAAGAUUAUUCAAUUUCAGAACAAAGUUGGGAUAGACAGAAAUAUUCUUCUUUUAAACUCAAUAAAUUAUUGCAAAACUGUGUCACUAUGCAAUGUGCAAAAAUCUGCUGUGUAGGGUGCUAUUGGAUUACUUUUAUUACAACAGAUACUACCAUAACAACCUUAGCAGUCAGUAGACUCAGAGACUAAAUUCCUGUUCCUUAAGGUAAGCACUGAGGUAUUACAGCACACUGCACGAAUCUGAUACAUUUUCUAUAUUUCUUCCUUGGGUGAUGAAAGAAAUUCAAUAACUUUCUCUGAAAGAGACAUGAAAAUCAGAAAAAUAUUCUGCUAAAUCCAAAGGGGUAUAACUGCUUCAAGUAACCGCUUUAUAUAAAUCAGUAGAAUUGCUUCAGGCCAAAGCUGGUAUUUAAUUUUCCCAAGUUUAUUAAAAAGAAAAUUAAUAUAAAAUUUUGUUUCAUUCUCUGUGAGCUUAUGGGAAUGUAGAUGAUGAUGACAACUCCUGUUUAUUGUAGAAGACUGUAAUUCAAAACAACUAAGGCUCACUAUCUUGUCACCUUCUUGGAUCUUCUGAGUCUUCAAUCCCUCUUCUGCAUAGUUAUGACAACCAUCCAGAAGGAAGCAGUCCUUGCUUCUCUUCAGUGAUACAGAUCUUAUUGGAUGUGUUCACUGUACCCAAUGUACCUAGUCUCCAAACGAGAUACUUGGCAUCUAACAAAGUUGUCCACUGCAGAAUUCUUUGGAUAACCUGGUCUGUUCUUCCAUCAGAACAAAGUCUCUCAGAUGACCCUAUUAAGAUGAAGUCUAGAAAUAUGCAAGAUCCAGGAGGCCAAUAAAAAAACAUAGGUGUAAGCUACUCUGGCAAAUUGAAAGCCAGUGCAUUCAAAUAGUACCUUGGCAAAAUGGACAAGACUUGAAAGAAUCACUCCUAUCUUGGGGUUCUGAGGUAGAAAAUGAGAAUAUUUAUCAGCUUUUGCAGAAAGAUUUUUUUCCAGAUAAAUUAGGACAAUGUCUCACUGGCCAGGUUACCUGGCAAUCUGUAAAUCAAAUUCCAUUCAAAAAAUCAAUGACAGAUGUUUUCAUCUAUAGAUGAAAUCACACCUAUUUAGAGCCAAGGAAAGUCAUCCUUACAUAAUGUAACAUUCUUUUCUUCAUGAGAAAGUAUGAACUGUUUAGAUUCUUACCUAGCCAUUUUGUCUCUGAGAGCCUGACUACAGUUAAAAACAAAACAAAGAACGAAUACAAGGAAUUUUAGUAUAACCAAGCUCAUCCCUAAGGCACUAGUGAUGUUCCAGUUUGCUGACUGCUUAUCUUCCUGCAAGGCCUAACAUUCCAGCCAAACACAGACCCAUGCUGUACAAAAGCUAAUAAACUGAACAGAAUCUCAUACAAAAGCGGAGAAAAUAUUUUUAUUUUCCUAUAAGACCAAAAUCUUCCAUAUCCAAAGUAUUUCACUUCCCCUUGUCCCACAUAAAGAGCAACUGGAAAGAUGUAAUACUGUUCUCCAGAUUAUCAGUAUUUGAGUCUGCUUUUUUACAAAACCCUUAUAUGCUGAAUUUAUCAUUUGCACAAUGUGCCUGACGCUGUGGAUAGAUAUGAUUUGAAGUUAGGUCUUAGGUCUUCCAAAUUAAGGACAUAGGAAAUUCUCAAAGCAGUGAAACACUCCUUGCCAAAUCUGGUUGUCAAGACUGUGUGCUAGUUCCUGUACACUGUAUUGUUUGAUUCAUACAGAAGGUUUUUCUAUUAGGUCAUUUUAGCUCUCUUCUGCCAGUUCCCUUUCUUUGCCUUAUAUGAUAACAAAGCUAUCCAUACAAUAGUUUCCAUCAUCAUAGAAUAAUAUCUUACUUUUCAUUAAUGACCUUGAUUUUCGCUUGAAUCUGCUCUACCACCUGUACUAAAAAAAUGCAGAACUCUCCAUUAUAUGAAUAUUCAAUUUUGUCUACACUAUUUCUGUGUUUACAAGUUGAACUUCUAUCUUUGUAUCAUAGUAGAAUGGCCUGUUUUGUCAGACAAACAAUGAAAUGCACUUGAUAACUCACCAUUCUCCUGCUCUAUUUCUAAUGGUUAGGCCAAAAAGAUACUUCUGCAACUUGACGAACUCUGGAGUUUUUCUCUAAACAUUACAGACUAUACAGUAUCUUCAUUUGUCUUGAAAUGUCAGAUAUUUUAUGUAACACUUCUUUCAAUGGUAUCAUUUCCUUCUGUAUCUCUAGAGUCCUACGAACUACUUGUGGGACUUGGAACUGGAAUCUCCAUUAAACAAAGGGGAAUUUUUCUCUCUGCUCAUAGACGAUGUUCUAGAAACCUCUUGAGAACAGUUAACACACGUAGAUACAUUUGAUCAACUUUUUAAUCUCUCUGCACAACCUUCAAGUGGUUCAAGUUAUCAGAUUAAUUUCUAAUAGAAACUGUAUCUAAUUUUGAAUAUUUAUUUUGAUUUUGUCUGUUUUAAUAAUACAUUCUUGCCAAUAAUUUUUUAAAAAUGCACUAACCAGGCUUGCAGAAUAAGCUCUUUUAUGUGGAUUUAAUGAAGAAAGCAAUUGCAAUACAUUAGAGGAAGGAGAAGUAU
This is a messenger RNA of Columba livia (rock pigeon), 13239 nucleotides long. It is a transcript of the gene SYNPO2, whose product is annotated as synaptopodin 2. The record is from RefSeq and is a predicted model, not a curated record. NCBI's taxonomy places the organism in Eukaryota, Metazoa, Chordata, Aves, Columbiformes, Columbidae. Gene Ontology annotation, cellular component: nucleus; Z disc; actin cytoskeleton. Gene Ontology annotation, biological process: positive regulation of actin filament bundle assembly. Gene Ontology annotation, molecular function: actin binding. The coding region runs from base 107 to 3415 and encodes 1102 amino acids. The transcript has 5 exons.